AUUCCCUCGGGCUUAAUGUCGGUCUCCCAUUCUACGAUUUCUUUCUGUAUACCUUUGGCCGUGAAACGGAGCGGAUCUCGUCUCCUCGACGUCACCGAGAUCGGCGUAGACAUUAUUCACAAACAUUCUAUGAACCUUAGUUUUUUUCUCGCGGACCGAUUCUGUAAUUUCCGUAUUUUCUACUGCAUUCACGCAUCCAAGUUCACGCGGUUUAGCAGCGCUUACAAAUGGAUUGUUGACAACGUACUAAUGCAAACGACAGACAAAAUGAAGCUGAAAAUUCACUGCGGCAUUGGCCUGAUUCCACUGGUUCUUCACCUACUGACUCUAAGGAUAUCCACAGCUCAAUACAUUCCUCCAAACCCAACGAUCAUGGCUUUCUGUCCGAAGGGCGUGCGACUCUCAAUACCUAACGGAGAGGGGAUCUCGCUUGUCGCAUAUCACGCAAAGAUCAACGAUGACUUUUAUUCGCUGGAAGCAGGGACGAUAUCCGUUGACAUAAUCAAACCUAGAUAUAAUCGAUGGACUUACGAGGAUCGUACCACUAAGGUAAAGAUUGGCGACACAAUUUACCUCUGGGUACACGUUGUCUACGAAGGUCUUGGGUACAAUCUGCUCGACCAGAGCUACGAGGUCAAAGAGCUGUACAAUUAUGAUGGAACUGUGUGCCAUACUGGCUCCUCCUGUGUGCUAUCGGAUACCAUCAUUAACGGAAAGCAGGCAUGUACCGGACAAAUUUUGUUCGAGGAUUACUUCAACGAGUUGGGACCGAGCAAGUGGAGGGCUGUAAAGCAAUUCCCAGGUUCUCCGGAUUACGAGUUCGUCGCGUAUUUAAGUAAGGCGGAAAACUUGGCGGUCAGAGACGGUGAAUUAAUAAUCAAGCCGACACUUCUAGACACAGGAAACGAUAUGAGCUUUAUUCGUCAUGGAAAGCUGACUGUGAACGGGUGUACAGGUCAAGUCGGAACCGGAGAAUGCGUCAAACAAGCUAGUGGGUAUUUUAUUCUACCGCCUGUAGCUUCCGGCCGCAUCGACACCAAGCAGUCCUUCAGUUUUCAAUACGGACGCGUCGAAGUUCGUGCCAAACUUCCACAAGGAGACUGGAUAUACCCAAUAAUAAAACUGCUGCCGGUAAACGAAGAAUACAGAUCUGGCUACAUUGCCGGGGAAUUGAGAUUGGCAAGCGCAGUUGGAAACAGAAACUUGCACGAUAUCACAGGUGCAAAUAUAGACGGACGCAAGUUACAAGCGGGUGCUGUAGUUAGCACGGCUGCUCCGUUGCAGGACGCUACGAUGUCGAAAAAACGUUCGUCGAGUUACUGGAGCGACGAUUAUCAUGUUUACGAACUCAAAUGGACUCCGACACACAUAUCUGUCAAAGUAGAUGGCGUAAAUUUCGGGGAGAAGGAAUAUCCACGGGAAUCUUACGUGCAAGCAUUAACAACCAGUCGCAGCAACAGUCCCAAUUCUCUAUUCAAUAAGCCGUUCUACAUCAGCAUUGGUGUCGCGGUUGGUGGACACAAAGAAUUUCCAGACAAUUGUACGAGUGGGGAGUACGUUAAGCCAUGGACGAACCCACAGACGAAGGCUUUGCUGCACUUCUACGAGUCCAUGGAUGCUUGGAAAAAUACGUGGACAGACGAAGGAUCGAUUCUCAAAGUGGACUACAUCAAAGUUUGGGCGUUGUAGCGUAAGAAUUUUCAUCAAGAAAAUAAGCAUCCACGUAUUACCGUCACCG
This is a messenger RNA of Diprion similis, 1738 nucleotides long. Its product is annotated as beta-1,3-glucan-binding protein 1-like. The record is from RefSeq and is a predicted model, not a curated record. Lineage: Eukaryota; Metazoa; Arthropoda; Insecta; Hymenoptera; Diprionidae. Gene Ontology annotation, molecular function: carbohydrate binding; hydrolase activity, hydrolyzing O-glycosyl compounds. Gene Ontology annotation, biological process: carbohydrate metabolic process.